This is a messenger RNA of Pongo pygmaeus (Bornean orangutan), 903 nucleotides long. It is a transcript of the gene SCAND1, whose product is annotated as SCAN domain containing 1. The record is from RefSeq and is a predicted model, not a curated record. The transcript has 2 exons. NCBI's taxonomy places the organism in Eukaryota, Metazoa, Chordata, Mammalia, Primates, Hominidae. The coding region runs from base 59 to 787 and encodes 242 amino acids.
AAGGAGCCCAGGCCACGCGCAGAUCGCCCUCCCGCACCGCGAGGGCAGCAGCCGCCUCAUGCGACUCGAGAACGCUAGAGGGCGCCGCUUCCGGGAGCCCGCAAGCGGCUUCCGGGGGCUCGCGCGCAGACCUGGACGCAGAGAAGCCAGAGGCUUUCGCUUCCGGCUGCCGCAGGCGCUUCCCUGGUGCAGACGCAGUACUGAGCCCACAGCUACCGGACAAAGAGUGACGCCCGGAGCUGGAGUUAUGGCGGCUACGGAGCCGAUCUUGGCGGCCACUGGGAGUCCCGCGGCGGUGCCACCGGAGAAACCGGAGGGAGCCGGUUCGAGCUCAGACCCUGAGUGUAACUGUGUGGGCUCCUCGUUGCCAGAGGCCUCACCGCCUGCCCCUGAGCCUUCCAGCCUCAACGUCGCGGUCCCUGAAGCCAACCCUACGCCCCAAGCUGCGGCCUCCGCGGCCCCGGAGCUGCCCCUCGGGCCCGCACCCGUGAGCGUAGCGCCUCAGGCCGAAGCUGAAGCGCGCUCCACACCAGGCCCCGCCGGCUCUAGACUCGGUCCCGAGACGUUCCGCCAGCGUUUCCGGCAGUUCCGCUACCAGGAUGCGGCGGGUCCCCGGGAGGCUUUCCGGCAGCUGCGGGAGCUGUCCCGCCAGUGGCUGCGGCCUGACAUCCGCACCAAGGAGCAGAUCGUGGAGAUGCUGGUGCAAGAGCAGCUGCUCGCCAUCCUGCCCGAGGCGGCUCGGGCCCGGCGGAUCCGCCGCCGCACGGAUGUGCGCAUCACUGGCUGAGCGGUGGAGCUGCGGGCGGCCAGGGCCGGGCGCUCUGUGCGGACUGGGGCCAUGAUCGGGUCUGGGGGCCUGAGCCUGGGACCCCACCCCGUGUUAAUGAAAAAUGAGUUUUGGCA